GCUGCUGUCAAGGAGUGGCCGGUCCCAAAAGACAAGACACAGGUUAGAGCAUUUUUGGGUUUGUGCUCUUAUUAUCGGCGAUUUGUGAAGAACUUUGCGGAUAUAGCCAAACCUCUGCACAAGCUAACCGAGGAGAAGAGACAAUUCUGCUGGGAUGAAAGUUGCGAUAUUGCAUUCCAGGAGCUCAAGAACCGUCUGUGCAAAACACCUAUUUUGGGGUACCCUGAUGCGGGCAAGGAAUUCAUAGUUGACACAGACGCAAGUGAUAUAGGACUUGGCGGUGUGUUGUCUCAACGGGAUGGUGAUCAAGAGAUUGUGAUAGCGUACUUCAGCAAGUCGUUGUCAAAGCCGGAAAGGAACUAUUGUGUCACAAGACGGGAAUUGCUUGCUGUGGUAAAGUCCUUGUAGCAUUUUAGCAAAUAUCUUCUAGGGCGGUAAUUCCACUUACGAACUGGCCAUGCUGCACUGAAAUGGUUAUUGCAGUUCAAAAAUCCGGAAGGACAAGUUGCGAGAUGGAUUGAACUACUGCAGGAAUACGACUUUGUGAUCGAACAUCGCAGCGGGAAAUCUCAUGGCAAUGCAGAUGCAUUGUCAAGAAGACCUUGCCCUGAAGAUUGCAAGCAUUGUACUAGGCAAGAGGGUAAGGAAGUGGUAUCUGUGAGAAUGCUCUGGACAGACCAGCUCAGCAAUGAGUGGAAGGACAGCCUACAACAUGCACAGCAGGAAGAUUCGGACAUUAAGCCGGUUCUGGAAUGGAUGAAGGCCAGUGCUCCUAAGCCCAAGUGGAGCGACGUCUCAGCAAUGAGUUCGACCACGAAAAGCUAUUGGGCCCAACGGGACAGCUUGCUGAUUCAGGAUGGAGUCCUGUGCCGUAAAUGGGAAAAUGGUCGGGGAGACAGGUGUCAUUUGCAAAUGGUUGUCCCUAAGGCUAAAGUGCCGGAUAUUCUACAGCUGUACCAUAGUGGUUGUUCAGGAGGCCACCUGGGAGUUAAACGAACUCUCCUGAAGAUCCGAGAACGGUUUUACUGGGUCCACUGUCGUGACGAUGUCGAGGACUGGUGCCGCAAAUGUACAAGUUGUGCGGCUGUAAAGGGACCUCAAAUUCGUAGUAGAGGCGCAUUGAAAUUGUACAAUGUUGGUGCACCAUGGGAGAGGAUAGCCAUUGACGUUGCGGGGCCGUUUCCAGAAACUGAAAGUGGUAACAAGUAUUUCAUGGUAGUGAUGGAUUACUUCACUAAGUGGCCAGAAGUCUUCGCCAUUCCAAAUCAAGAAGCUUCAACAGUUGCAGAUAAACUAGUUCAUGAAGUCUUCUGUCGUUUUGGAGUACCUUUAGAAAUUCACAGCGAUCAAGGAAGGAAUUUUGAGUCUCAAAUAUUCCAGGAAACUUGCCGAGUUAUGGGUACUCAGAAAACACGAACAACUUCUUACCACCCACAAUCUGAUGGAAUGGUAGAAAGAUUUAAUCAGACCUAGCAAAAGUUGUGGAAAAACGGCAACGAGACUGGGACAGGCACAUACAAACGUUUUUGUUGUCAUAUCGAAGCGCUGUUCACGAAAGUACAUCAGUGACACCAGCUUUCGCAAACUUUGGGAGAGAAUUGCGGCUGCCUGCAGACCUGAUCACCGGAAUACCACCUGAUGCCCCACGCAGUAUAACCGAUUAUGCAAACGACUUGCGGAACAAAAUGAAUGACAUUUAUGAACACGUCAGACAGACGGGCCAGCAAACGUCUGAGAAGAUGAAAACACGGUAUGACCGCAAAAUGAACAACAAGGGGUUUGAUGAAGGUUCACUAGUGUGGUUACACAAUCCAGUUCGCAGCAAAGGGAAAUCUCCUAAGCUUCAAGCUAAAUGGGACGGACCGUACCGGAUUGUGACAAGGAUCAAUGAUGUAACCUACUUGUAAUGUGGGAAAAUUGCAAAGGCAGAAAAGUGGCAACAUUGAACCUAAAUUGCAAUGGGGAUCCACACGCAAAGCUAAUCGUAGAGGGCACCAGCGGCGCCAUGGCUGCUGUCAAAUUGUUGUAGAUUAGUUUACAUGAGGAGAUUUUGCUUUUCUUUGUAUUGAAACUGGUUGACCAUCGAUCAUUUUAAGAUGUAUUGUACCUGGAAGCUUAAAGAAUUGAAAGACGAACUAAAAAAACGAGGAGCGAAGAUAACUGGAAAGAAAUCAGAUCUUGUUGAGAGGUUAGAAUCAUAUGACCGAAAUUUUAAUUUCGGCAAUCAAAGCCCUCUAGCUUCUCAAAGUCAAGCAAUUGAUGUUCCUGCUGUGGAACUUUACCAGGACGUUAAUAGCUGCACGAUAUUGCCAAAGAUUACCAAAAAACAUAUUCAAAGUUAUUUUGAUAGAUUCAUUAAAAUUAUCAGUGAUGCUGUAAAAUUGUAUGAAUCAAGAUACCUUCUUAUUUUACGAUCAACAACAUUUGCCCUAGAUACAUACUUAAAAGGUUUUUGCAAGGCAUCUAUGAAACAACUACAAUAUGAGGUAAACAUCAAAUUAAAUAAUGAUGGAAUGCCUGAAGAAGCAACAUGUGAAUGUGCAGCAGGAGAAGGCAAAGAAGCCCAUUGUAAACAUGUAGCUGUGGUACUUCUUGCUGCUGAAAAUAUUGUUAAGGAAAAAAUAAUACUGCUACAUGAAGUUACGACAUCACAACUUCAAACGUUUCAUAAGCCUACAAAAAAAUAUUAUGCCACACCAUUGCGAGCCUCCAGAUUGCCAUCCAAAAGGGAUUUACAUAACAUUGUUUACUCUCCAUAUUUAAAACAAAACCCUUAUUUUGAUAAAAAGGCAAUUCCAAUUUUAAAUUAUCCACUCUCAUCGAUGCCCCUUAAACAAUUAUUUCCAGCAGCUAACCAACGAGCAAUAUGUUUAGAUCAUAAAUAUAUGGAAAAAAGUGCACAGGAUGUUUUUUUAGAAUCCAUUAAUUUACAAAAUUUAACUGAAGAAAGAUUAGUGGAAAUCGAACUGGAGACUAGAGGACAAAGUUUCAAUCCAAAGUGGCAUGAGUAUCGACUAACGCACAUCACAUCAAGUAUAUUUCACACUGUGUGCCAUUUGAAAAGUGAAACUUUAGUAAAAUAUUGUAACCAAAUAUUAAAUAAAAAUCUAGUCCAAACAAGAGCGAUGGCACAUGGGAUGAUUAAUGAAAAAGUAGCCAUUAAAAAAUAUAUGGAGAUUUAUGGGGUGGUUGUUGAUGAGUGUGGAUUAUUUUUGUCUCAGGAACAACCUUAUCUAGGAGCAUCUCCAGAUGGCUUACUAGGAUCGGAAACAAUAAUUGAAGUAAAAUGCCCUUAUGCUUCCAGAAACCAAGAAAUCGGUCCUCUUACAGUACCUUACCUACAAUUUGAUUACAAUGGACAACUUACUUUAAAAAAAACUAAUAUUUAUUACUAUCAAAUUCAAGGGCAAUUAUAUGUAACAAAAAGAAAAUUUUGUAAUUUAUUAGUUUUUACCUAUAAAAGUUUAAAAGUAAUAUUUAUUGAACGUGAUGAACAGUUCAUUACGGAUAUGUUGAGAAAACUUGAUUAUUUUUAUUACAACUUCUUUAAAAAUGCUGUAACCAACAAAUAUUUUUUUAAGGAUUAAGAUUUUAUAAUAUGCUAGGGCUGAAUCUGAAUGAGAGGGUGAGAAAUUGUGUGAUAAGAGAAAAGUGUGUUUUAAAAUGUGAUGUUGUGAACAGGAUUAAGAAAGAAAUUCUUUGGUGGUUUGGUUGUGUGGAAAGAAUGAACAAGGAAAGAGUGACAAAGCAAAUUACAGAUUACAGAUGUGAACAGCAGAGUCGGGAAGGGAUGCCCUAGACUAAGGUUUAUCGACCAAAUUGGAAAUAAAUUGAAAAUGGGCCAGAUUAACAGAACCCUUAACCAACGAGCAUGUAUGACUGUAUGUAUAUGGAUGUAAAGGAGGCGAGAGAGAGGUGUGUCAGGAUUGUGUUAAAUGGAAGUCCGUAGUCUCUGUUUACCCCUCUGGAUAACAGGCGUGUUUAUAUUGUUUUUUAAGAUUUUAUAAUAAACUAUAUGAACAGUUA
Messenger RNA from Parnassius mnemosyne (clouded apollo), 4026 nucleotides. The record is from the annotation of a GenBank genome assembly. Lineage: Eukaryota; Metazoa; Arthropoda; Insecta; Lepidoptera; Papilionidae.